Anopheles maculipalpis is the source of this 574-nucleotide messenger RNA. RefSeq names its product mesencephalic astrocyte-derived neurotrophic factor homolog (gene Manf). The record is from RefSeq and is a predicted model, not a curated record. The coding region runs from base 1 to 543 and encodes 180 amino acids. NCBI's taxonomy places the organism in Eukaryota, Metazoa, Arthropoda, Insecta, Diptera, Culicidae. Gene Ontology annotation, biological process: neuron projection development; dopaminergic neuron differentiation. The transcript is spliced from 4 exons. Gene Ontology annotation, cellular component: endoplasmic reticulum.
AUGGCUGAACAUAGUUUUUUAAAUGGCCGAUUAGUGCUGCUGGGUACGAUUGGGCUGGCUUUGUUCCUGCUUCCAGCCACCAUUGCACUAAAGGAAGGCGAAUGCGAGGUUUGCGUAAAGACGGUCAACGCGUUUGUGGACACACUAUCGGAUGAGACGAAAAAGGACACCAAACGGAUAGAGGACGAGUUCCGGGGCUUUUGUAAAAAGGCCAAAAACAAGGAACAGCGUUUCUGCUACUACCUCGGUGGUGUGGAAGACUCUGCCACGGGAAUUUUGGGUGAGCUUUCAAAACCAAUCAGCUGGUCGAUGCCGGCCGAAAAAAUCUGCGAAAAGCUCAAGAAGAAGGAUGCACAAAUCUGUGAUUUACGAUACGACAAACAAAUCGACCUAACUACGGUCGAUCUGAAGAAGCUGAAGGUGCGCGAUCUCAAGAAAAUUCUUUCCGACUGGGAUGAGGAAUGUGAUGGGUGCCUGGAAAAGACUGAUUUCAUCAAGCGCAUCGAGGAGCUGAAGCACAAGUACGUGAAAACGGAACUGUAACAAUCGUCACCGAUUGCUACGAUGCAUCUCG